Messenger RNA from Coccidioides posadasii C735 delta SOWgp, 813 nucleotides. RefSeq lists its product as uncharacterized. The record is from RefSeq and is a predicted model, not a curated record. NCBI's taxonomy places the organism in Eukaryota, Fungi, Ascomycota, Eurotiomycetes, Onygenales, Onygenaceae.
GCAGCUACCAUCAAUUGAAGAUUAACGAUUUCCAUAGCAUAAUGGCACCUUUGCCCGACACACCGGCAGGCAGGCCACCGGUUCUGAAAGCUGCAUACCUGGCCCCCGCCACCUCGCCGCCAGACCCAGCUCAACCCCAAGCCCCGCUACAACAUACCUUUCAGCACCAGCUCUCCACAUCCCUCUCGUCACACACCACGGACGCAACUGCUAGAAGGACCGCUUACUUGUCCGAACUACGAGGCGCUGUGGUCUCGCUGCAGGGCGAGGUCAACGCUUAUUUGACCGCACGGAUGGAAGAGGACAGCGCUCGGUCAGCCAGAGUAGAGGGGAAAGACGAAACCAAGGAAGAAGAGAAUUAUGGAGAAGAGGUGGUCAACGAAGAGGAGGAUGAAGAUUAAGUGACAGCUACACGUUUUCGAGGUCCUCAUCAAAUUUGACGUGGAUUGAAAUGCUAAGGUCCGCAGAUGAAGCCUUGGAUUUGAUAUGGUUGGGAUACGAUGAAAAAAGACAACCGGGUAUCAGUUGGAUCGCGACAAUCGCAUAUUCUCAACCGGAAAAAAAAACAAAAAAAAAAAAAAAAAAAAAAAGAGAAUAAGACGAGAAGUGUAUAUACAGUCGAAGCAAAAAAGUUCCCAGGACGUGAUCCAGUCUUAAAAACAAUAUCAGAGGGCACCGUUCCCAGACAAACCGAGGACAAAAAAAUAUUCCCUUGAAAAAUCCGUGCUUUAAACGCCGGGGCUUCGUCUAUUAACGCAACCGAGAUGUACGACCGUAUUGCUACAGGGACGCUGAUGACGCUGCCACCCAACC